Molecule: messenger RNA, 2317 nt
Organism: Drosophila ficusphila
Lineage: Eukaryota; Metazoa; Arthropoda; Insecta; Diptera; Drosophilidae
Product: serine proteinase stubble
Biological process (GO): proteolysis
Molecular function (GO): serine-type endopeptidase activity
Source: RefSeq, a predicted model, not a curated record
CAGACGGUCCUGUCCGUCUAACGCAUCGAAAAUCAGAACCGAGAAUCGGGAAUCGAGUAUUGAGUAUCGCGUAUCGAGUAUCUUAACUCCGAGAACUUCGUCUCUUCGCGAUCGUAGUCGUGGUGGUCAGGUGAAUGCCAUCGGGGCAACGUGCCUGGCAUUCGAAGAGAUAUAUAUUCUGAGUCGCGGAUUUGUGGUCGCGGUUCCCUAUACUAUAUAGCAGCCAAUUUAUAUAUGGUCUGCCCCGUUCAAAACGAAAACAAAUUGGGAAGAUAUCGCCGCGCAGCGAAAGCAACAAAUAUCAAAAUGUUUGCAUUUUUGCAAGUUUUAUUACUUUGUGUGCAUUUGCUGCAUUUUAAAAUUGUAUCGGGAGUAGAUCUUCCCUCGCUUUCGGGAGGAGCGACGUUCCCUGAGUGGCGAAUUGGUGAAAUAAAUGUGGAGCCCGAGGCAGGAUUGUUCAAAGCCAAUGCUACAAAUGGGGAAAAAUUCCAAGGAGCGGUGGAGGAAUCUCCUUCACCAAAUCAGAACCGCCAGCGACGACAGUUUUUCUUCGACCCAAGUAUUUUCCUGUGGCAGGGAGCCCUUUCAGGAUCUGGUAUUCCUGGUGGCUGGGGUCCAACUGAAGGAUCCAAGUGCCUGACAUCCCGCGGCCAACCUGGUGUUUGUGUCCGCAUCGAAGGAUGUCGACAGUACUUCAGGGUGGCCCGUCAGAUAUCCAUCUUCACCCUGCGGCAAUGGCCACAGAACAAUGGACUUGGCCUGAAUGGCAACAUGUGCAACUUCUUCGAUCCGCUGGGCAGAGUAAACAAUGGAAUCUGUUGCACAGACAUCGAUGCCAAUACCUUUGGAGUGUUUCCAUUGCCGGGAACAACAACAACGACCACGACUACUGAGAAACCUUCGAUUUCAGCUGAUGAAGAGGAUAGAGUGGAUGUGAAUCCCGAAGGAGAUGUGGAGAAUCCGGAGGGAGAUAAUGAGCAGCCAGUGGAUGCUCCUCAUCCAGAGUAUCCCAUUGAUAACGCAAAUAGUGUAGAGGACAUGCCAGAUUUCCAGGAUCACAACACCAUUGAGGGAAAUAAUCCAGACGGGAGAAAAAACCUGAAGGAGAUCCAACCCGUGGAUCAACCAGUGGUGCAGCCAGUGGAGCAACCUGUUCCAACCCAACCAGCUUCUACUAUUUAUCCCUACCAGUGGCCAUUCGGUUCCUUUGCGGGGGUGGCUCAAUGGCCACCGGCUUUGCCCACUCAUCCACCCACCACUGGUGGUUGGCCACCACCACUGCCCACUCACCCACCGAACCAUCACUAUCCCACUCACCCCACUCACCCCACAACCGUUGGAGUUCCGAGUACAAAGAGGACCACUCCGAGACCAAUUACUCAAAGACCCACCAUUACCAGCAGACCCACCACCACCAGGCGACCCACUUAUCCCAGUUAUCCUGCCACCACCACAACGACAACCAGAAGGCCAUCGAGUGGCAGCAGUCCCGAAGGACUCCCCCUGCAGUGUGGCAACAAGAAUCCCGUUACCCCGGAUCAGGAGCGGAUUGUGGGUGGCAUCAACGCCAGUCCGCACGAGUUUCCCUGGAUCGCGGUGCUCUUCAAGUCGGGAAAGCAGUUCUGCGGCGGCAGCCUCAUCACCAACAGCCACAUCCUCACCGCCGCUCAUUGUGUGGCACGCAUGACCUCGUGGGACGUGGCGGCCUUGACUGCCCAUCUGGGUGACUACAACAUCGGCACGGACUUUGAGGUGCAACACGUGUCGCGCAGGAUCAAGCGACUGGUGCGCCACAAAGGAUUCGAAUUCAGUACCUUGCACAAUGAUGUUGCCAUACUCACUUUGAGUGAACCGGUGCCCUUCACCCGGGAAAUCCAACCCAUUUGCCUUCCCACUUCGCCUUCCCAGCAAUCGCGAUCUUAUAGUGGCCAAGUGGCCACGGUGGCCGGAUGGGGAAGCCUUCGGGAGAAUGGACCUCAACCUUCCAUUCUUCAAAAGGUGGACAUUCCCAUCUGGGCAAAUGCCGAGUGUGCCAGGAAAUACGGAAGAGCAGCACCCGGUGGCAUUAUUGAGUCGAUGAUCUGCGCUGGUCAGGCGUCCAAGGAUUCGUGUAGUGGCGACUCUGGCGGACCCAUGAUCAUCAACGAUGGCGGACGCUACACUCAGGUGGGAAUCGUAUCCUGGGGCAUUGGCUGCGGCAAGGGUCAAUAUCCUGGUGUUUACACCCGUGUCACUUCGCUGCUGCCCUGGAUUUACAAGAACAUCAAAUAAGCAUAGGAUUCCGAUUAGUCUAAGACGUGAUAUGCAGCAAUAUAAG